Hippocampus zosterae (dwarf seahorse) is the source of this 5661-nucleotide messenger RNA. RefSeq names its product spermatid perinuclear RNA binding protein (gene strbp). Gene Ontology annotation, cellular component: precatalytic spliceosome. Lineage: Eukaryota; Metazoa; Chordata; Actinopteri; Syngnathiformes; Syngnathidae. The transcript has 18 exons. Gene Ontology annotation, molecular function: single-stranded RNA binding; double-stranded RNA binding. The record is from RefSeq and is a predicted model, not a curated record. Bases 437 to 2740 code for a protein of 767 amino acids.
ACCAUUCAUCUCAAGGGAACCUCAUCUCGGUGCUCGGAAAGCAGAAGGAGAAACCAGCAGGCGGCAACGGGUUGUCGCUCCUCGAAGCCGGCUGGUGCCCACUUUUCGUAGCACUCUUGGACACCGACGCAUUUUUCUUUUUCUCUUUUAACGGGGAGUGUUUAUUUUUGGUGGUAAUUUUUAACCCGUUUGGAUUCUACGUUGAUUUGUCUCCGACGUCUUCCACCCCCCCCCACACACCUCAGCGCAGCAAUAGCUGGGCGUCUUCUCAUCGGGCGGUGGCGACAGCGACGGAGGUGCACAUGAGGAGCGCUGUGACGACGGCAUCCUGACCAGUAACCUCGCGCGUGCAGCACACCCUCACGCCCGGCGAACCCCAACAGCGGGCGUUGUUGGAAGGAAGGAAGGAAGCCCGGUGACCGCUCUUCCCGUCGGCAUGAGGUCCUUCCGUUCCUUCAGCAAUGACGACCGCCACGUCAUGGCGAAGCACUCCACCAUCUACCCGUCGUCUCACGACUUGGAGGCGGUUCAGACGCUCAUCUCCAACGUGGAGUGCGCCCUCAAACACGUCUCGGACUGGCUGGAUCAGACCAACUCGGAGGCACUCGGUCAAGCGGACGGCCGAGCGCCGGACGGCACGGACGACGAGAAGCCCGGCGGGGAAGCCGAGGGAUCCGACGAUGGCCGCAGGGAGGCCAGCGGCGGUCGAGUGCUGUGCGGAGUGAUGAGAAUCGGUUUGGUGGCGAAAGGGCUCCUCAUAAAAGGCGACAUGGACCUGGAGCUGGUGUUGAUGUGCAGAGAUAAACCCACGCAGAUAUUAUUGGACUCGGUCUGCAACAACUUACCCGGCCAAAUAGAGAAGCUGACAGAGGAGAAAUACGAGGUCAGGAGCUCCCUGCCCGAAGCGGCCAUCGUGGUACGGACUACAACCGAGCCCAAACUCACACUGAAGAUCACACUCACCUCUCCGGCCAUGAGAGAUGAGGACGAGGAAGAGGAGGAGGAGGAAGAGGAGGAUGAAGUGGGGGAGCACGAGGAGUUACACGGGGAGGAAGCUCAGGAUGUGCUGGCGGCAGAGGAGGAGGACGUGGAGGGCCACGAGGAGUUACACGGGGCGGGAACUGAGGAGGUGGCGGCAGAACAGGAGGACGACGUGGAGGAGAUGGAGAAGAGGAAUGGCCACGUGUCGGGUGCUGCCGCGCAAAGAGUGGAGGCUGAGGAGGAGGAGGAGGAGGAGGAGGAGGAAGAGGGAGAGGUGCUGGAUAGACACAGAUGUCUGUUGGCCCUGGCAGCGCUGCGACACGCCAAGUGGUUCAAGGCUCGAGUGAACGGACUCAAGUCCUGCGUUAUCGUUCUCAGGAUACUUAGAGAUAUGUGCAAUAGACAACCCGCCUGGGAGCCCCUUAACGGAUGGCCUUUGGAACUGAUCUGCGAGAAGGCCAUCGCCACCUGCAACAGACCUCUCGGGGCAGGAGAAGCCUUGCGCCGAGUGAUGGAGUGUCUCGCCUCGGGCAUACUGCUACCAGGCGGUCCAGGUUUGCGCGACCCGUGCGAGAUGGAGCCCACCAACACUUUAGCCAACAUGACGGAUGAGCAGGCCGAGGCCAUUACCUUUAGCGCACAGCGUGCUCUCAGGCUCAUGGCGUUUGGACAGAUCUGCAAAGUGCUGGAGAUGGAGCCUCUUCCCUCAAAUAAACCGUUGCAGAAAUACGCUUGGUGUGACAAAGAAGGCUCGGGUUUGAAAAGGCCAUACGACGAGGGAAUGAUGGACGACAAAGACCUCAUCAAGAAGAUGAAGCGGAAUCUUAGGAGAGUUCUCGACAGCAAAGCCAUCGACUCCAACCAGCCAAUGAACGCCCUGAUGCGGUUGAACCAGAUCCGUCCAGGUCUGCAGUAUCGCCUCCUCUCCCAGUCGGGCCCGGUUCACGCCCCCGUCUUCACCAUGUCCGUGGACUUGGAUGGGAGCAUCUACGAAGCGUCGGGCUCCUCCAAGAAGACCGCCAAGCUCCAUGUUGCUGUCAAGGUUCUCCAGGCGAUGGGCUACCCGACCGGUUUUGACUCGGACCUGGACCCCAUGAGCUCGGACGAGAAGUCCGACGGCGAAGGCAAGAGCGAGACGUCCUCGCACACGAGCAAUAACGCGACGCACUCCUCGGACGGCUCCAACACGCUGGAGGUGCGAACUCAGGGCCCCAUACUGACGGCGAGCGGGAAGAACCCCGUCAUGGAGCUGAACGAGAAACGGCGAGGUCUCAAGUAUGAGCUCAUCUCUGAAAGCGGAGGCAGCCACGAUAAGCGCUUUGUCAUGGAGGUGGAGGUGGACGGACAGAAGUUCCGUGGGGCGGGCCCCAACAAAAAGGUAGCAAAAGCCAGUGCGGCUUUGGCCGCUCUGGAAAAACUCUUCUCUGGUCCCAACGCUGCUGCAAACAAGAAGAAGAAGCUGCUGCCUCAGACGAAAGGAGCCCUAGCUGCGGCGGCGGCGGCCUCGGCCGUGGCGGCUCAGGUAGCCCAAGGACGAGGACGGGCGGCCCUCGCGCGGGGAGCCUUCGUUAGCGCCGCGGCGCCAGGAUACGUCACGCCGGGCUUCGGAACGCCGUACGCCUACAGCCCGGCCGCCGCCGCCGCCGCAGCUGCUCCUGCGUACGGGGGUCUUUUCAUAGACAAUCCCUUCUACCAGCCACGGACCCUCGCGCCCUUCAUCAUCCACCUGGGCCCCCAGGAUCUCUUUUCUGACUUCUAGAGGAGAUGACAGGUUUUUCGGGUCGCCCCCCUCCCUCCCACCACCUCGUCACACGUUACUCUGCGGCGGCUCACACUUCCUGCCUCUUUCUUUUUUUUUUUUUUUUUUCCUGGGAGGCCUUCCUCUUCUUGCUGCUGCGCUUGGAUUUCUAAACAGGCAGCAGAACGUGACAGCUCCUCUCUUCUUCUUCUUCUUCUUCUCGAUGAAGCGGACACCUCAUGAUGGGAGGAGGAGAUUGGGUGAGGGGGUCGGGGGGCUAUGGGGUGGCUCUACGUGACCCUAAAAGCAAUACUCGCAUUUGGCGAGAAAAGCGUGAGCGAGCUGCUCUUUCAAGCAAUAGCAAUACACACGAACUCCUCUCUUCAAGAAGAAUGUCCGGCGAGUUCACGCGGCGUUGCAAUAGCUCAUCUUGAUUGUAUCCAAAUUGGGUGUGCGUACAUGUGCGAUAUGACACACACACACACACGCACACACACACACGUAUAUAUAAACAAACAAUGUGUGGUAACUACAAUAUUAUAACGAUGUAACUAUGUAAAUACAUUUUAAAGGAUAACUUAUUGUUAUAAAUUAUUUUAGGACGAUGCAGUGACAUGUGCGUGUACUAAGGCACUCUAGCUUUCUUCCAGUUUUCUAUAACACGAGCGACUCGUAGGAGAAACCAAUAUUUAUCUUUAGCCAUUAUUCCUAUUAAUCGCCGCUCUUAGAAAAAAAAAUAAGGACUUUCCUUUCCUUCCUAGACGUCGUUCUGAGCCUAACGCCACGAGGUGCUCGCUUUUUCUUAUCAGCGAAUCACACACACACACACACACACACACUUUCUGCAAGUAAGCACAUGUUCUGAAGCCUCACCGCUGGCAGGGAACGCCCUUUGUGUUUGUUUGUUUGUUUGUUUGUUUGCGUGUGCUCAUCUAUGAAACAUGUCCGCCGUGCCGGUCAGCUCCGAGGGGAAUUUUGCUCGUUGGCCUUCAUGCGCAAAAAGCACACGCGUCGCACAGCGUCAUGACUCGAUAUUGAACUCGCCGCACAUCCGGGCUUUUUAAGGUCACUAUUUCGGAGUUUAUGUUGCAUCGUUAAGGGUGGAAAGUGGCCUUUUGACAUCAAAAUGUGCUGCCCGACGGACGGACGGACGGAUAGACGGUCGGAGACGAAACGCAAAAUGUUCAAUGGCUGUAUUUGGACACUUUUGGGAGAUGGAGCGUGUCUUUAAUUGCAGUUUUGUUAUUUUUGUUUCGUUUAGUUUCAGCUGCCAAAUUAGUUUGCGCCUGUCGUUGCCCAUGUUUAAUUCCAGUGAGCGUGUCUUUUCAAAGGUUUGUAAACUCAAGAUAAAUUUUAAAAAAAUAGCCCGACAAAAAGUCAUUUUGAACAACCGCCAAUGCCUUUGCCGACGGAAGCCCCGUCGCUGCCACGUAAAACAAACGCUCAUGAGCACAUUGUCAAAUAUCAUUUUGACAUCAUGAGUGAUUAACAUUGCUAAAUCCGCCAUUUAAAUGCAGAUGAUAAUGAAUUUUUAUUUUUUUUUGGGGGGGGGGGGUGAUUGGCACGUAGAAGCCAAGGUUGAGGACAGCUCCACGCAUUAUUGCGUGGAACCUGACCUUCUGACCUUUGACACGUCUUUUUUUCCCCCCUUCUGCCUGGUCUCUGCACGUACCCCCCCCCCCUUCCACUCUCCCCUCUCUCCAGAUGGCCCCCAUUAAUGAGGCAGACAGUGAGCAACCUCCUCGUUUCCCCUCCGGCCUCCCGAGUGGCAUGCUAGCAGUCACCCUGGCCACGUGCAUUUAAAAAAAAGGAAAAACGCCAUUUUAACAAGCCAAGUUGAUUAGAAAAGAGCCUCAAUGACGACAGCAAAUAUGAACAACUGUCUCCUUGAACAUUUUUAAAAAUGUUCAGUGCCUCGGAACUCGCUGCCUCGCACGUCCAUAUUUCCCGCUUGGUAGUAUCGACCCAAUGGUAUCGAGGAGCUAUCGAAAAAAAUGAACAAGGACGUAUUCUGGCGUGUUCAAAUGCAGCCACUGAGCACGUCAAAGUAGCGCGCGCGGCUGUCGGGUUUGGAAACCACUGAGCGUAUUCCGACUCCUUUGCUGGCCAGCCGAAAUAGAUCGCAAAUAGAUGCGGCGUCACGUUUCACUUGCGCAGUGGACCAGAAUAACUGCGGAUCAUAUCAUUUUCCCCAUGUGUGUGUUUGCGGGGGUGGGGGGGGGGGAUUAUCUACACGCUGCACACACACACACACACACACACCCAUGUAGCCAGACGCUUACACACAUGAAGCAUGUCGUCGCAUUCAUACCUGCUGGUCAAGGUUCAACAUUUGGAAGGAUGGAACGUUUAGUUUGAGAAUGUACACGGUGUUGUUCUCGUGAUUGUAGAGUAGAAUGUAUUUACUCCUAUAGAGUAAAGAAAAUAUAUUAAUACAACCUAUAUACAGUAUAUGGUCACAUGCGCAAAAAAAAAUAUUAUAUAUACCUGUAUAUACAGUAUAUAUAUUUUCAAGCGGACGUGUUUUUGGGUGCAUUCCAAUUAUUUUCUUCCGUUUUUAUUUCAAACGUUUUGACAAAAUCUAGUGUCUUAUGAGCUUGUAAAUAUAUUUUUUUGUUUUUUUUUUCAAGAAAGCCUUUGACUAAAAAUAAAUCAAAUACAAAUAAAUAGAUCAAUAAAUAAAUAACCUUUUUUUUUUUUUUUUUUUGGUCUGAUGCUGCCUAUGAAACUGCAAAGCGAUAUUUAAUCCUCAGAGUCUACCGAAUUGAUCGGAGUGCGCCGAAGGAGACAAUAAUGGCGGCGACGGGAUUGUGCUGUGUUCACUGUUUGGUAGCAAAAAAAAAAAAAAAAAAAAACAUUCACAGCAGUGCUGCUUUGCACUUUGUCACUUCAUUUCUGCUUGUGGGAGUGAAUAAUAAAAGCGAGAAAGUGCUGAAUCAUUC